AUGACCAGAGAGACCACACCUCCUCCACCAGGCACCACCACCAAGACCACCACCAGCACUACUGCCAUCCCCCACGAACCCCCGUCUCUGCCUGCCUCUCCGCUCCCGAAAAGACCCAAAGCUAUCACCAUGGCCCUCGACACCGCCGUUACCACCCUCGCACAACCCCUACCUCCUCUUCUAGUCAAGAAGCUCACCGAAGCCGGUCGCGCACCUACCCGUGGCUCAGCCUUUGCUGCAGGCUACGACGUUUAUAGUGCAAAGGAGACCGUCGUCCCUGCCAAGGGCAAGGCGCUCGUCGAUACGGGCAUUGCCAUUGCCGUUCCGGAAGGCACAUAUGGCCGAAUUGCCCCCCGCAGUGGCCUCGCGUCAAAGCACUUCAUCGACACGGGCGCCGGCGUGAUUGAUGCCGAUUAUCGUGGUGAAGUCAAGGUUCUGCUCUUCAACUUCUCCGAUGUCGAUUUCACGGUCAAGGAAGGCGAUCGGAUUGCUCAAUUGGUUCUGGAGCGGAUCUAUACCCCUGAAGUGAUGGUCGUCGAGGAGUUGGAAGAAAGUGUCCGUGGGGCGGGUGGAUUCGGCAGCACGGGGAAAUAA
Molecule: messenger RNA, 594 nt
Organism: Penicilliopsis zonata CBS 506.65
Lineage: Eukaryota; Fungi; Ascomycota; Eurotiomycetes; Eurotiales; Aspergillaceae
Exons: 4
Coding region: 1-594 (197 amino acids)
Biological process (GO): dUMP biosynthetic process; dUTP catabolic process
Molecular function (GO): dUTP diphosphatase activity; magnesium ion binding
Source: RefSeq, a predicted model, not a curated record